GACGGCUGCAUCAAGUCGCUCCAAACUAGGCUGCCACAGAUUAAUUCAUUUUCCCGCUUGGAUAAUACAAUAAUAUGCAGUUUUAGAAACCACCCGAUUAAAUUAUGUAACUCUGAUCUCCUGCUGAGACUUUGAUCACUGAGUGCAGGUCGAGGACGAUGGUGGAUUUUUUACGUCCAGAACCUCGCACCCACACUCUGGAAGUUAUUAGCCUGAAAUGAAAGAGGACUGAAACCUGCGCUACUCGCUUUAAAAAAGUAACUCGCACCGUUUCUCUCUGCAGCAUCAUGCAGAGCAACAGCAGCUCCUCCGGACCCCUGACCUCCCUGAGUGUGUGCGGAGGAGAAGAGGACGAGCGCGAAAUCUCCAAACUAGUCAGCCCCACGGGAUCAGCCUCCAACCUGGCGGCUUUUAACCUUUCACUGAACUGUUGGCUUCACAUCCUCUCCAAGGAGUCGUCGCUGGACCUGCACGGAGACAGCGCGAACCUGGCAGUGCGAGUUCUCAUUGCAAUGGUUUACCUGGUGGUGUGCGUCCUGGGGCUUGUGGGUAACUUUCUGGCACUCUUCCUACUCCACUCCCGCCGCAGAGGCCACCACCACUCCUCCAUCGACUGCUUUGUGAUGAGCCUGGCGCUGACAGACCUCCAGUUUGUUCUCACCCUGCCCUUCUGGGCUGUGGACACAGUGCUGGACUUCCGCUGGCCCUUCGGCCGGGUCAUGUGUAAGAUCGUGAGCUCGGUCACCACCCUCAACAUGUACGCCAGCGUCUUCUUCCUCACUGCUAUGAGCGUGACCCGCUACCGCUCCCUGGUUACCUCCCUGAAGAUGGACAGCCCUAGGAUCGCCACUGCUCGAGCCAAGUGGGCCAGUCUAGCCAUUUGGGUGGUGUCACUGGUGGCUACACUACCUCAUGCCCUCUACUCCACCACAGUCCAGGUAUCUGCUGAUGAUGAGCUGUGCUUAGUGCGGUUCUCCGACUAUGACUCAGGUCACUGGGAUCCCCAAGUCCUGCUUGGACUGUAUCAAACACAAAAAGUCCUCUUGGGGUUUGUGGUCCCCUUGAUUGUUAUCAGCGUGUGCUACCUCCUCCUCCUGAGGUUCAUCCUGAGCCGGCGCAUCGUAGGCACCACAGUCACCGGGGAUAUCACAGAGAGGUCAGAGUAUGAGAGGGGACGCCACCGCCGCCGCUCCAAAGUCACCCGCUCCGUCACCAUCGUAGUUCUGUCCUUUUUCAUCUGCUGGCUGCCCAACCAAGCCCUCACCCUGUGGGGGGUGUUGAUAAAAUUUGACAUGGUGCCCUUCAGCAAAGCCUUCUACAAUGCCCAGGCCUAUGCCUUCCCCCUGACUGUGUGUCUGGCUCAUGCAAACAGCUGCCUCAACCCUGUGCUCUACUGCCUGAUCCGACAGGAGUACAGAGCUGGACUGAAGGAGCUCCUGCUGAGAGUGUCUCACUCUAUCCAAAAUAUUCUCACUCUGGCUCUGAGAGGGAGACGAGUGGAAGAAGCUCCAUCCAGACUGGUUAUGAUACACAAAGACAUCAAUAUGUGAUUUACUUUGUUCGAGGAAAAGUCUGACAUUUUGGGAAAUGUGCUUAUCUACUAGCUGAGAGUUGUAUGAGUAGAUUGAUACCACUCUCAUGUCUGUACGUUAAAAAUGAUGCUACAUGCAGCAGCUGAUUAGCUUAGCUUAGCAUCAAGACAGGAAACAGCUAGCCUAGCUUUGUCCUAAGCUCAUAAAACCUCAUUGGAGUCACUGGUUUUUGUGCGGAUUGAACAAACAAGAACACAUGAGCUUCAGAGGUACUGAGAGGUUAAUUUUGUUAUCUUUGGAAAGUGCACUAGCUAUUCCCCUGUUUCCAGUCUUUGUGCUAAGCUAAGCUAACUGGCUGCUGGCUGUAGCUUCAUAUUUACCAUACAGACAGGAGAGUGGUAUCAAUAUUUCCAGCUUACUCUCACUGAGAAAGCCAGUAAGUAUAUUUCCCAAGAUAUCAAACUGUUCCUCUAAUACUAGAGGAAAGGCUCUUUUAUGAGUCAACUUGCCAUAUUUUAUUUGGUGCCACUUUUCAACCACAUUUCUGUCUGACACUGUCAUCACCUCUAUCUAAGUCUAUUUCACUGUUGCAGAUACACAUGAACAACUAUAUUUUAGCUUUAUCAUGUACUUUCAAGAAAAACUCAUCAAAUAUUCCACUGGAAGCAAUCUCACAGGUACUUUCUUGAAAAUGACCAAACCCUCCAAUCAGUCGGCUCAGAGUUUCGCUAUGAGCUGAUUUAUUCCCCACACAAUCAAGGAAAACACAGUGUAAAUGUUUUACUAGUUCAACCUGUAAAAUGAUUUUUGUAAUUUUCACCUCAAACACCUAGACAUGAAAUCGUGAGGACUGUAAGAUUGUAAUAUUUCCAUUAGGAUUGAUGUGUUUACUAUAUAUUUGUGUUAUUGAUGCUAACUCAGUCAGGACAUCAGAGUCUGCCACACUUGUUAUAUGCAGUAAAACUUAACUCCAGGAUAUCUGUCUGUCAGCGUAGGCAGUAUUUGAUAGCUAGCAUGAAACUGUUGGCCAUUUCCAUGUCUCUCUGUGCCUGCUGUGAAUUGUUUUGUGAAUACACGUAUGUGUUGUGACAUUAAAUAAAACAAAAGGACAAAAGAGUUUAACAGCGUCUCUGGAAAAUGAAUCUCCCCUGCAGCCACAAAACUGUGAAGAUGAGGAAAAUGAGUCACCUGCACAAAAGCUGCUCCAUGGUUUGCCCUUUUGCAACCUUUAAAGUCUGAACAUGGAUAACCAGCUUCAGCUGCCCACAGAUAGGGGCUGAUUUGAGCACACACUCCCACACCCUCCAAUGUGUGCCACUGUUAGUAAUUACUUCUACAAUCAGAAUCAUGGAUAUAUUCAGCAGGUCUCUGUGUGGGCGGCUCUGGUGCUGUUAAAAAGACAGUGGGUCACCAAGGGAACCUGCAUCUUCGGGCUGUGAAUGGAAAACAAUCAGAAGUGUGAUUUGAUUUCAGAGCUAGCAUUUAUCUGAAAUUUUGGGCCAGUUCUCCUGUUCAGAUUACUGCCCUGCUCUUUGCAGUUCACUGUGUUAUCAAAGAAAGCCCUCUGUCCCUGAGGCUGACAUCUGUUAUCAUUUUCUCUGAUUUACUGUGGCCCUUCAUAAUGUGACUGUUCUCAUUAAGCUCAAAACAACGAACAGAGCGGCGAUGGAGCAUCUACUCACAUCCUGAUGGCAUUUUCUAUUUUUGGAGUCAGUGAAAAAAAAAAAAACAAGCAACAUCUGACAGGUACAAGCAUUGCAGUCUUGUGUGUGCCCAGCUAUUCAUUUUCAAGGACAGGGAGCAAUUUCCCAGAGUCCCACUGAUGAAAACCACUUGAGGAAAUUCAUAGCAUGCUUUCAGAAAGUAGUCAGGACCCUUCCCUUUUGUCACAUUUUAUUUUGUUGUUGCAUUAUACUAGAAUAAGUAACAUAUUUCCCUCAUCUGCACUCAAUGCCCCAUGAUGUCAAAGCAAAAACGGUUAAAAGCUUCAAACAUUCAACCCUGGGCGGCACAGUGGUGCAGUGGUUAGCACUGUCACCUCACAGCAAGAAGGUUCUGGGUUUGAGACUCGGUUCACUGAUUGAGCUGAUUGAACAGAUUCUCAUACUUUUACAAAGAACCUCUAUCUUCAUCUGAAAGCUCAACUGAAUCUCACGGUCAGUCUUAACUUGAGUAGUCCAUAGCAUGAAGACCAAGAGUUACAGCUGAAAGCUCUUUAUUAUUUCCAUCAUAAGGAAAUUUCAGCUGCUUUGCACAGUCUUCAACAUGAAGAGCUUCCAGAUGCAUCUUCACAACCAUGAGUUUUAGCUGAACUCUCCUACUGAAAGCACAACCGCUUCUAAUGGCCUUUAACUUAAAGAGCUUUAAACUGCAUCUAACAGCCAAUCAUAACUAAAGAUCAACUUACUAACUUUUUUUCUGGAACAUUCAACUACAUCUCACGGCUUGUCAUGGCUCAUCAUGACAACUGUGAAUUGCUUAAAGCUCUGGCUGAAAGCUCAAUGCCUUAUCAUGGUCUUCACCAUAAAGAGUUUUAAACUGCACCAUCAUGAAGUCCAUCACAAAAGCUCUGGUUAAAAGCUUAACUGCACCUCAUGAGCUCUCUUUUAGUUUGCACAAUGAAGACAUGAUGAAGAGUUUUUAACCACUUCUCAUGGUAGUCAAAUUCUCUAGGUGUGUAACAUUAUAUUAGCACCUAUAACUUGACAAUCAAACCCCUUCUUUCUCAGUUUAAUGUGUUUUUUUAAUCUUUAGUUUAGAUCAGAUAAAUGUAAUCUGAGAGCUGAUCUCUGGCUAAUAAAAAUGGGUAAAUUAAAUGCACUGGCCUAUGAUCUUACCAUUAAGUUUCAGACAAAAACAUUCACCAGCAGCAAUUUAAGGUAAACGUUUUGAGUAUUUACGCUGCGUUAAAGUGCAAAUUGUGCUGCAGCACAAGCAGGAAGAACAAAAACAUGUCCCUCUCUGGAGAAUAACCUCCGUCAAGAACUGUGGUGAUGAAUCUGAAUGCAGUUGUUAGUGCUUUUUCAGAGCUAGUGAGACAAACGACUCAUGGUCAUACUAAAAUUAAAAUGCAACUGGACAAAAGGACAUAGAUGAUGUCAUGUUCCUUUUCAAAAAAGGCCAAAGAGGGUCUAAAACUUUAAAAACUAAACUAAAACUUUUGAGAUAAUUUUAAAAGUCAUUGAAACUUUUCCCAAAUGAGGAUGAAAAGGCUCAUCCAGUCUUAACUGACGGCUGCCAAUUGUAAUGUAUUAUCAACCACGACAAAGAACGAGCUUAUGACAGCAGUAACAGCUCAUUUUAGAGCAUUGAACAUUUUACUUCCCAUUUACAAGUAAAAUCACAGCUAAUUAUUUUCCUUUUCACCAGCACUCAAUCUUCCCUAACUAUAGAAUUUGGGUUUCGAGCAUAGGGGCUGACGCUCGCCAAAAUUGUCCCUAAUUGUCACACUAACCUUCUGAACUUUUGGCUAUACUCUUUCUGAUUUCACAGCAGUUCACCGUGUUUGAUGUAAGAGUGAAAAAUUAUUUUAUGAAUCUGCUGCUGCCCCCAUCUAAUCCCUCAAGUUUGGACUUUAAGCGCUGGUUUUCUUCGAAUCAUCAGGUUAUGACAAUGUUUUUAGAUUAUAGAGUGUUUUUAAAGUGGACACUUGAAGUAUCUCUUCCAUCACUUGAGCUGUUCAUGUUCUUAUUUCAGCCUUUACUCUCCCUGCUCUACAGUUUCAUCACAUUACAACUUCAGUUUUCUUCCUCAGAGACUUGCUCAGACUUGCUUAUGCUGAAUGGAGAACAUUUGUAAACAGACUGUAACCAGCCAUCCCAAUGUCAUUUUAAAUAGAUUGAAGGGAGAGACUCUCUGCUGAUUCACUCAAUGAUUCCCUUGAAUGCUUUGGUGUGACAGCCUUGUUGGACCAUUAACUCAUCCCAGUCUAGGCGGUCUUUGAUACAGUUGUUGUUUUCACUUUCCUUAAAAGCGUCCCAGAAUCAGCUAGUGAAACACUCUAAAGCAGUGCGAAGCUGCCACCCCGUUGCUUCACAGCGGGGCUUGUGUUAAAUGCUUAAUGAGCUGCAUCUGCUUCCCUGCAGACGUAGCACUUUGAAUUACAACUGAGGAGUUUGAUUCUGUCUUCAUCAGGCCACGAAACCUUUGAUGUACAGUCUUCUAGUCUCUUUGUGCCAACUCCAGGCAUGCUCUCGUCGACUGGCUCCUUAUGGCCAUUCUUCCAUGCAGCACAGAGUUAUGAAGAGCUGCACCGACUGUUGUCCUUCCAGAGAGAUCUGCCUCUUCAGCCAACAGGGCUCUGAUGUUGAUUCUCAGCUGCAGACAGAAUCCGUCUGCUCCUAUAAAGAUGUCCCUUUUAUAAUGAGGGAGCCUGUACUGGACACUAACAUCCCAGACAUCAUAUGAUGCUGUUCUUCAGUUCUAUGCCUCCUGACUAUUCUGACUGAAUCUUACACAGAGUACAUGGCUCUGAACUGCACCGUCAUCUCCUGGACCUGAGAAACUUCCCAUCAUUUGAAGAGACCAGGAUGACAUGAAUCAAGGAGCUGGAUGCAGGUUGAGUGUAAAGCAGCAUCUAAUGGUUAUUCUCGUUAAUGAUUAAUCCACAGAACAUUUGAAAACAAUGAAAAAAAUUAAUUACUGCUUUAAGGAAAUGGUCACAACCUUCCCUUCUGUUCCUGAGUUAGGGUGUUGAAUAAUGGCCAGAAAAAUGUUGCUGCAGAACAUCAUGAUGUCCCAGUGAAGCUGGCCUUUGACUUUUUGGAAAUAAAAUGUCAUCACCUCAUCAUUUUAUCCUAUUAGACAUUUGUGUGAAAUUUUGCCAUAAUUAGCAUAUGAAGUCUUGAGUUAUGGCAGCCAAAAAAAAAAGGUUUGUGAGGCCACAGUGACCUUGACCUUAGACCUUUUACCAUUCUAAUCAGUUCAGCCUUGAGUCCAAGUCGACGUUUGUGCUAAAUUUGAAGAAAUUCCCUGUGGUCAUCCCUGAUAUAUCACGUUCAUGAGAAUGGGACAGAUGAACAGCCUGAAUACAUAAUGCCCAUCACAGUAUUGUGGGCAAGGAGAUCUCAUCAAAUGUCAUGUUGUUUUUUUCAAAUCAAAUUCAUUUACUUUGAUGAAAGUGUAAUGCAGUAAAUGCUAGAAAUAGUGAAUCUUUGGCAUUUUUCUUGAGAAAUUAGCAACUGAUAAUAAGAGCAGUUGCAGAUUUGCUGCCUAAUCGUUGCAGAUGUAGUUGAGUGUCACAGUGAGAGGGGAAAUAGCUAACCCAAAUCACUUACUGUAUAUUUUGUCAUUUUUAAUGUAUGCACACAUCAAGUAUGAGAGGUUACUGUUUUAGACGAUUAACAAAAAAUGUGGUUAUGGCUUUCAAUUUAGGAUCUGAUUAGAGGGGGCAGAUAUGGAUAAAAUCCUAUGUAUGUUAGUAAUUUUAUGCAACAUAGAUAUUUGAGUACUUCAUCACACAAACAUCAUAUAAAAAUCCAGAACUGCCACAAAUCAAAGAAAGCUUGUUGGGAUAGAACAAACCCUACAAUGAUGCAGGCGGGGAACAGGACUCCCAAAAUGGUUUCAAGACAAAUGUGAGGGGUAAUUAAAGAGAAAAAUAAACUUACUUUGUUACUUUGCUUUUCUUCUUGUGAAAGAAGAUUAUAAAAAAUCCCUCAAACAAGUAUACUCUGGUUCAUUUUAAGGCAUCAUAAACUAUAAAAUUUUGGGAAGGCCCAAGAGAUAAAAUAUUUAAGAGAUAACUGCCUGUGUAUAAAUGUUAUGUCAAAAUCUAUGAGAAAGGUAGUUCUGGUAUAUCUCCAAACACUAGCUAUAAAAUAUUGAAGGUAAGAGGCUGAGUACUUUCUACAGGUAAAGUGAGAACAUUAAGCUCAUUAGCACUUGAGACAAAGUUAAUAUAUAGACAGAGACAGUAAGAGCAGUAAUGAGGACUGUGUGAUGACCCAUUCACAGAACAGGAAGUUUGACUCUUUGCUUUUAUGUCUGGGAAAGACAAAGUGCCUUAAUCGGCUGAGGCAUAUUCAACAUCAGACACGUGGCAACAUGUUCGCCACAGUAAUCAUCUCUUUAUACAAACACCUGUGGCCCACUUUACAGUCGUAGCAACUGCAUGAAUGUUCUUGUUUUAAAAAAGAAAACUGAGGAGCAAUUUAGUCACAGGAUUUAGUUUUUUCUUCCUGAUAUUUGGGUUAACAGAAGCAACAG
Molecule: messenger RNA, 7739 nt
Organism: Lates calcarifer (barramundi perch)
Lineage: Eukaryota; Metazoa; Chordata; Actinopteri; Centropomidae
Product: relaxin-3 receptor 1
Exons: 3
Coding region: 288-1550 (420 amino acids)
Biological process (GO): G protein-coupled receptor signaling pathway; immune response
Cellular component (GO): membrane
Molecular function (GO): G protein-coupled receptor activity
Source: RefSeq, a predicted model, not a curated record